AUGGUUAUUGGCAACAUCUAUGUCAUUGCGGCCGUCGCCGUGACGGGCGGUGGCCUCUUCGGCUUCGACAUUUCGUCCUUGUCUGCGCAGCUCGGCGAGCAGGCGUACAAAUGCUACUUCAACCAAGGGCCACACGGGCCUCCGUUUGACACCGAGCCAUGUAGCGGUCCUCGAGAACUGGUCCAGGGCGGCAUCACUGCGUCCAUGUCUGCAGGGUCAUGGCUUGGAGCUCUGAUUUCCGGCCCGCUGUCCGACCGUCUCGGCCGAAAGUACUCCAUCAUGGUGGGAUGCAUCAUCUGGCUCAUCGGAUCAACCAUCAUCUGUGCAUCGCAAAACAUCGGAAUGCUCAUCGCUGGCCGUAUCAUCAACGGUCUCUGCGUUGGCAUCGAAUCCGCUCAGGUCCCAGUCUAUAUCGCCGAGAUUUCCCCUCCGUCGAAGCGCGGUCGCUUUAUCGGAAUGCAGCAGUGGGCCAUUACAUGGGGCAUCCUCAUCAUGUACUACAUCUCCUACGGCACCUCCUUCAUCGGCGAGCAGACCCCCACCGGCUGGAAGGAGGCGGCGUGGCGCGUCCCCUGGGGCAUCCAGAUGAUCCCCGCCAUCUUCCUCUUCUUCAUGAUGAUGCUGCUCCCCGAAUCGCCUCGCUGGCUGGCUCGGCAAGAUCGAUGGGAGGACUGCCGCGACGUCUUGGCCCUCGUGCACGCCAAGGGCGACCGCGAUCACCCCUUUGUUGCGUUCGAGAUGCAGGACAUCAAGGAUAUGUGCGAGUUUGAGAGACGGCACUCCAACGUCACAUACUUUGACUUGUUCAAGCCUGAGAUGAUCCACCGGACCCUUAUUGGCCUCUUCACGCAGAUUUGGUCGCAGUUGUCCGGCAUGAACGUCAUGAUGUAUUAUGUGACGAACGUGUUCAGCAUGGCCGGCUAUACCGGUAACGCCGGCCUCCUGUCCUCGUCUAUCCAGUAUGUCAUCAACGUGUUCAUGACUAUUCCGGCGCUCCUUUACGUCGAUCGAUGGGGCCGCCGCCCAACCCUGCUAGUCGGAUCCGUCCUCAUGGCUACCUGGAUGUACGCCAACGCAGGCAUCCUGGCAGCCCACGGCGAGGUUAUUCCCGGCGGAAUCGACAACGUCGCGGCCCAGUCCAUGAAGGUGACGGGAGCAGCUGCCAAGGGGCUCAUCGCCUGCACGUACCUCUUCGUCGCCUCCUUCGCGCCAACCUGGGGCCCGGUGUCGUGGAUCUAUCCUCCCGAGCUAUUCCCCCUGCGCCUCCGCGGCAAGGGUGUCGCCCUGGCUACGUCUGGAAACUGGGCCUUUAACGCCGCUCUUGGUCUCUUCACGCCAGUCGCCCUGGCAAACAUCAAGUGGAGGACGUACAUCAUCUUCGGCGUCUUCAACACGGCGGCCUUCUUCCACGUGCUCUUCCUGUUCCCCGAGACGGCCGGCAAGACCCUCGAGGAGACGGAGCACAUGUUUGAGGACCCCAACGGCAUCCGCUACCUGGGCACGCCGGCCUGGAAGACGCGCAAGAGCACGAAGGAGGUCAACCGCGCGGAGCAUGGCGAUAUCGAGGCCAAGCUCGGGGUUGAGGACGAGAAGCCCCGCGUUGCUACCGAGUAA
Purpureocillium lilacinum is the source of this 1614-nucleotide messenger RNA. The record is from RefSeq and is a predicted model, not a curated record. Lineage: Eukaryota; Fungi; Ascomycota; Sordariomycetes; Hypocreales; Ophiocordycipitaceae.